UUUUUUUUUUUUUUUUUGAGACAGAGUCUCGCUCUGUUGCCCAGGCUGGAGUGCAGUGGCGCGAUCUCUGCUCACUGCAAGCUCUGCCUCCCGGGUUCACGCCAUUCUCCUGCCUCAGCCUCCCGAGUAGCUGGGACUACAGGCGCCCACCACCAUGCCCAGCUAAUUUUUUUUUUUUGUAUUUUUAGUAGAGAUGGGGUUUCACCAUGUUAGCUAGGAUGGUCUCAAUCUCCUGACCUCGUGAUCCGCCCGCCUCAGCCUCCCAAAGUGCUGGGAUUACAGGCGUGAGCCACCGCGCCUGGCCUCGCAGGUCUUUAUGACAGGGACAGAUCUCUUUGAAAUUCAAAAAGUAAUUGAGCAGAUUCUAAGCUGUGUUUCAACCUUUUUUUGUUUUGUUUUGUUUUCCAAGACAGGGUCUUGCUCUGUCUUCCAGGCUGGAAUGCAGUGGCGUGAUCAUGGCUCACCGCAACCUCUGCAUCCUGGGCUCAAGCAGUACUCCCACCUCAGUGUUCCUGCCCACACCCCCCAGUAGCUGGGACUACAGACAUGCCAUCAUGCCCAGCUAUUUCACCUUGUUGCCCAGACUGGUCCUGAACUCCUAGGGCUCAAGCAGUCUUCCUGCCUCAGUCUCCCAAAGUGUUGGGAUUACAGGCGUGAGCCCCUGUGCCUGGCCUACUUUCUGUUUUUAUGAGUCUUGCUACUUUAGGUACCUUAUAUAAGUUAGAAUCAUUCAGUAUUUAUCUUUUAGUGAUAAGUGUAUUUUCACUUAGUAUAAUGUCCUUGAGGUUCAUCCAUGUUGUAAUGUGUGUCAGAAUUUCCUUCCUUUUGAAGGCUUAGUAACAUUCCACUGCAUAUAUAUACAUUUUGUUUAUCCAUUUAUCCAUAGAUGGGCAUUUAGGUUGCUUCUAUCUCUUGGUUAUUGUGAAUAAUGCUGCAGUUGGCUGCAGUUGAACACGGGUGUGCAAAUAUCUUAUCUGUUUGAGAUCUUUUUUUUUUUUUUUUUUUGAGUUUAGCUCUGUUGCCCAGGCUGGAAUGCAGUGGCAUGAUCUUGGUUCACUGCAACCUUGGCCUCCCGAGUUCAAGUGAUUCUCAUGCCUCAGCCUCCCAAGUAGCUGGGAUUACAGUCAUGCGCCACCAUGUCCGGCUAAUUUUUGUAUUUUUAGUAGAGAUGGGGUUUUGCCAUGUUGGCCAGGCUGGUCUCGAACUCCUGGCCUCAAGUGAUCACCCGCCUCCUAAAGUGCUGGGAUUACAGGUGUGAGCCACUGUGCCCGGCCCUGUUUGAGAUUUUAUAUUCAGUUCUUUUAGAUAUAUAGCCAGAACUGGGAUUUUUGGAAUAUAUGGUAGUUCUAUUUUUAAUUUUUUGAGGAGCCUCCAUCCCCUUUUCCAUAGUAGCUACACCAUUUACAUUCCCACCAGUGAUGCAAAGGGUUCUAGUUUCUCCACAUUCUUGAUAACACAUAUUAUUUUCUGAGGUUUUUUUGCUUCGUUUUUUUGGAUAGUGGUCAUUCUAUUGGGUGUGAGGUAAUAUUUUGUUGUGGCUUUGAUAUGCCUUUCCCUAUGGUUGGUGAUGUUGAGCAUCUUUUCAUAUGCCUGUUAACCAUUUGUAUAUCUUCUUUGGAUAAAUAUUUAUUCCAGAAAUGUCAUCCAAGAAAUCACUGUCAAUUGCAAUGAUUAUGAAGCUUUUCCCCUAGGCUUUCUUCUAAGAGUUUUAUAGUUUCAGGUCUUACGUUUAGGUCUUUAGUCCUUUUUGAGUUAACUUUCAUAUGUGAUAUAAGGGACUAACUUUGUUCUUUUUCAGGUGAAUAUUCAGUUUUCCUAGCACCAUUGUGUAGUCUUGGCACCCUUGACAAAGAUCAUUUGAAUCCUUUACAGGAGGGUUUCUUUCUGGGUCUAUUCCAUUAUAUUGGUCUGUGUGUCCAUCUUUAUGCUAGUACCCAUACUGUUUUGAUUACUAUGGCUUUGUAAUAAGUGUUGAAAUUAGAAGUAUGAGACCUCCAAUAUUAUUCUUUUUUAAGAUUGUUUUGGCUAUUUGGGGUCUCUUGAGAUUCCACGUGAAGGAAACAAUUCCAUUUUUUGCAGAAAACGUCAUUGAGAUUUUGGUGAAGGUUACAUUGAAUCUGUAGAUUAUGUUGGGUAGUACUGAAAUCUUAACAAUAUUAAGUCUUCUAGUCUGUGAACAUGAGAUGUCUUUCAUUUAUUGGUGUCAUCUUUAAUUUCUUUCAGCAAUGUUUUGUAAUUUUCAGUAUACAAGUCUUUUGUCUCCUUGGUUAAGCUUAUUCCUGAGUAUUUUAUUCGUUUUUAUUCUAUUGUAAAUGGAAUUGUUUCUUUUCAGAUUUUUCAUUGUUAGUAUGUAGAAGCAACUAAUUUUAAUCUGUUAAUUUUGUGACCUGCAACUUUGCCAAAUUCAUUUAUUAAGUCUUAACAGUCUUCUUAUGGAAUCUUUUGGGUUUUCUACAAGUAAGAUCAUGUUGAAUGAUCUUACAUUAUAUGUGACCAGAGAUUAUUUUACAUCUUCCUUUCAAUUUAGAUGUCCUUUGUUUUUCUUGCCUAAUUGCUCUGGCUAGAACUUCGAACACUAUGUUGAAUAGAAGUGGCAACAGUAGAUAUCCUAGUCUUGUUCCUGAUCUUACAGUUUUGAAAAGCUUUUUGUCUUCACUGUUGUGUGAUGUUAGCUGUUGGUUUUUGCAUAUAUGGCAUUUAUUACUUUGAAGUUGUUUCCUUCCUGGUUUGUUGAGUGUCUUUAUCAUGAAAGGGUGUCAAAGUCUGUUAGAUGCUUUUUUUGCAUAAAUUGAGAUGACCAUGUCUUUUCCUUCUUCAUUCUGUUAAUGUGGAUUACAUUUAUUUUCAUAUGUUGAGCCACCCUUGUAUUCCAGGUAUAAAUCCCACUUGAUGAUGAUGUAUAAUCCCUUCAAUAUGCUGUUGAAAAGCCAGGCGUGAUGGCUCAUGCCUGUAAUCUGACUUAUUUGGGAGGCUGAGGCAGGAGGAUUGCUUAAGGCCAGGAGCUCGAAACCCAUCUGGGCAACAUAGCAACACCCCAUUUCUAAAUUUAAAAUUUUGAAAAUAAAAAUUUAAAAAUUGAGAAAAAAUAUGCUAUUGAAUUCCAUUUGUUGGUAUUUUAUCGAGGGUUUUUGCAUUACUAUUCAUAAGGGAUAUUAUUAGUCUGUAAUUUUCUUUUCUUGUUUCUUCAUCUAGCUUUGGUAUCAGAAUAAUGCUUGUCUCAUAGAAUGAGUAGAAAGUGUUCUUUCCUCUUCAGUUUUUGGAAAGAGUUUGAAAAGGAUUAAUGUUAUUUCUUUACAUGUUUUGUAGAAUUCACCAGUAAAGCCAUUUGGUCCUGGGCUUUUCUUCAUUGGGAAGUUUUUCAUUACUGAUUUAAUCUCUUGGCAAGUUAUAGGUCUGUUCAGAUUUUCUGUUUCUUCAUGAUUUAGUCUUGUUAGGUUAUUUUUCUAGGAAUUUGUUUAUUUCAUGUAAGUUAUUCAAUAUGUUCACUUGCAUUUGUUCAUAAUACUUUUUAUAACCCUUUUUAUUUCUGUAAAAUUGGUAGUAAUAUCCUGACUUUUAUUUCUGAUUAGUUAUUUAAAUCCUCUUAUUUCUUUCUUUCUUUCUUUCUUUUUUGACAUAGAACCUCACUCUGUCACCGAGACUGGAGUGCUUGUGGCAUGAUCUCGGCUCACUGCAACCUCUGCCUCCCGGGUUCAAGCAAUUCUCAUGCCUCAGCCUCCCAAGUAGCUGGGACUACAGGCAGCUGCCAUCAGGCCUGGCUAGUUUAUUUAUUUAUUUUUUUGUAUUUUUAGUAGAGACAGGGUUUCAACGUGUUGGCCAGGCUGGUCUUGAACUCCUGACUUCAAGUGAUCUGCCCGCCUUGGCGUCCCAAAGUGCUGGGAUUAACAGGCAUGAGCCACUGCACCCGGCUCUCUCUUAUUUCUUAAUCUAGCUUAAGCUUUGUCAAUUUUGUUGUUGUUGUUGUUAAUUUUGAAAUACUUUACUUUUAAAAUAGGUCACAACACUAAGCUUUUGGCCCAUUCCGCCAUUGUACAAGCUACAGAUGCUUGCUUAGCAGCCAAGGGGCACUCUUGAGUAGCAUAUCAGAAAAGUGAAUAAAAAUCCAUAUAAAACAAAUAUUUAAAUAGUUUCCAUAGGAACAUAUAUAAUGUGUGACCUAUAUCCUAGUCUUCCAUAUUGCCACAUCCGUAUGAACCCAACUCUUAAGAAAAGUGAAUAAAAAUCCAUAUAAAACAAAUAUUUAAAUAGUUUCCAUAGUAACACAAAUAAUGUGUGACCCAUAUCCUAGUCUUCCAUAUUGCCAUGUCCAUGCGAACCCAACUCUUACGAAAUCCCUUAAUUCAAGCUGGACUCAUGGUUAACAAUUACAAGAGUGAUAUCUACAUAUUAAUACUAGCAGAAGCACAAGUUGCUGAUUGAUGUUUCAUUCUAUUUUCCCAAGCAGAAGACACAGGAUGCUAAUGUCCUGUUCCUCUACUUGGGGUGGGAGAUCGUGCUUCUAGAUACACUGCAUGAGUUUCGAUGCUGGUCCUGACAUCACAUGUAGAUUGUUGGCCUCUGGAAUCCAUUAAAAGUACAAGUAGCAGCAACAGUGUCAGCGCCCAUGUUUUUAAAGAGCAUCCAAUUACCUACAUAUAUUUUGGGCAGAUCACAGUGCUCAACAAUCUGAUCAAGGCCAUCACAUGUUCUUCCCAUAUACUGGAUGAAUAAUACUUCUCACUGAUCUAGGUCUCUUUUGCAGCAGGGGCUUUACAUGUGCAUGAUCAUAAAGGAUUGAUUAAAUGAUCCAUAUACUUCAUCAUUCAUGUAAUACAUAAAGGUCUGUUCGCUUGACUCAUCUUCCUCUUCAGAGCCUGUCUGUUCUUUUUUUUCUUUCUUUCUUUUUGAGACAGAGUCUCGCUCUGUCACCCAGGCUGGAGUGCAGUGGUGUGAUCUGGGCUCACUGCAAGCUCCGCCUCUCGGGUUCACGCCAUUCUCCUGCCUCAGCCUCCCGAGUAGCUGGGACUACAGGCGCCCGCUGCCGUGCCUGGCUAAUUUUUUGGGUUUUUUUUUUAGUAGAGAUGGGGUUUCACCGUGUUAGCCAGGAUGGUCUUGAUCUCCUGACCUCAUGAACUAUCUCCCUCAGCCUCCCAAAGUGCUGGGAUUACAGGCAUGAGCCACCGCGACGGCCCUGUCUGUUCUUUUAAUAUGAUUUUUUUGGCAAUGAAAGCUGAUGCCACAUGAAAUAUCUGCCUGGCUCAGCUGUGACUCUCACUCUAGAGUCUGGUGGAAAAUACUUGUCUGAUGCUGGGUUGAUUACACUGGUAAUACUUCAGAUUUAAGCCUCACGUCCUCAGAUCCAGGAAAGCAACUGCCAGUAUUAAGCAGUUACAUUCUGAAACCAAACUCAACUCCCGUGUCAAAGACACAGUGGACAUUGGAGGCUGCCUGCAUGAAGGUCUCAGGAUUGGUACAGCUACUUCCUACAUGGAAGCUGACACCAGUGACAUCAAUAUUUAGUUCUUUUGCUCAUUCCAAAAGAAGCCUGCUGGCUUUGAGCAUGGCACCAGAUUUAACACUGAUGUGACGGGCUGCUUUGAGUGUGUUCUGGCAACUGACAUCAACUUGACCUCAUUACCGAAAAUCAUCAUCUGGACUCCAUUAUUGGCAGUGUACUUAAUUUGAGACAUUUGUUUACAAGAAUUUGCAUACAUAAACCUCUCUGGGGGCAUCCCCAGAAUCUGCACCAAUUGUAUUUCAGCCUUGCUAGCACAGUCAAAUCCUGUCCCGAUGGCAGCAAGAGUCUUCAUGAUGGCUCUGCUGUCAUUAUAAUUGACUGCAUAAAAGGGGGUGACAUGAGGAAGAGCUUUUAACUAUCUUAGAUGUGUCUUUAGAAUGUCUCUAAGGUCCAUGACAUAGAAGGCAUCCUAAUCAUCAUCAGAAGAAAAUUCAUUAAUUUUUUGGUCCAGAAUGUCCUUGGCAGUAAAACCUUCAUCAAGGAAGCAAGUGGCAGUGAAACUCUUCAUUAUUAAACUCUUCAUGGUUUCUUGAUGUUCCUCUGAAACACAACAAAAUGGAAAACUAAGAGAUGGAAUUGAAAGAAAUAUUUCCAGCUUCUCACAAAGACAGUUCUCCAGGAAUUCCAAAUCCUGCCUCUUGUGCCCUCAGAGCAGCAGUGGAAACAUUCUCAGAGCACCUGGGUACCACAGAGAGUGAAGAUGCUGCUGUCUGAGCCAGAGCUACAGGACCUCUCUGCUGUGCCUGUCAGUGCCUUACUUCUGCCCGCCAGAGAUGCUGGCCCAAGGUUCAUGCAUGGGAGAUCUCAGACCAGUUGUUACAGAUCCGGCAGGAUGUGGAGUCAUGCUAUUUUGCUGCACAGACCAUGAAAAUGAAGAUUCAGACCUCAUUUUAUGAGCUCCCCACAGACUCUCAUGCCUCUUUACGGGACUCAUUGCUAACCCAUAUCCAGAACUUGAAAGACUUGUCACCUGUUAUUGUAACGCAGCUGGCUUUAGCAAUAGCAGAUCUUGCCCUACAGAUGCCUUCCUGGAAGGGAUGUGUGCAAACACUGGUGGAAAAAUACAGCAAUGAUGUGACUUCUUUGCCUUUUUUGCUGGAGAUCCUUACAGUGUUACCUGAAGAAGUACAUAGUCGUUCCUUACGAAUUGGAGCUAAUCGGCGCACAGAAAUUAUAGAAGAUUUGGCCUUCUACUCUAGUACAGUAGUAUCUCUAUUGAUGACCUGUGUAGAAAAAGCAGGAACAGAUGAGAAAAUGCUUAUGAAGGUUUUUCGCUGUUUGGGAAGUUGGUUUAACUUGGGAGUUUUGGACAGUAACUUCAUGGCUAACAAUAAAUUACUAGCACUCCUUUUUGAGGUUUUGCAACAGGAUAAGACCUCGUCUAACCUACAUGAAGCUGCUUCGGACUGUGUAUGCUCAGCUCUCUAUGCCAUUGAGAAUGUGGAGACUAACUUGCCAUUAGCCAUGCAACUUUUUCAGGGAGUGCUGACAUUGGAGACUGCCUAUCAUAUGGCCGUGGCACGUGAAGAUUUAGACAAAGUUCUGAAUUACUGCCGUAUUUUCACUGAACUAUGUGAAACUUUUCUUGAAAAAAUUGUUUGUACUCCAGGCCAAGGUCUUGGGGACCUUCGAACUCUGGAGCUGCUGCUUAUCUGUGCAGGCCAUCCUCAAUAUGAGGUAGUAGAAAUUUCAUUUAACUUUUGGUACCGACUGGGGGAACAUUUGUACAAAACUAACGAUGAAGUUAUUCAUGGCAUCUUCAAAGCUUACAUUCAGAGGCUGCUUCACGCCUUGGCUCGACACUGCCAGCUGGAACCAGACCAUGAGGGGGUUCCUGAGGAGACUGAUGACUUUGGGGAGUUUCGCAUGAGGGUAUCAGACCUGGUAAAGGACUUGAUUUUCUUGAUAGGGUCUAUGGAGUGUUUUGCUCAGUUAUAUUCUACUCUGAAAGAAGGCAACCCACCCUGGGAGGUGACAGAAGCGGUUCUCUUUAUCAUGGCUGCUAUAGCAAAGAGUGUUGAUCCGGAAAACAAUCCAACACUUGUGGAAGUCCUAGAAGGAGUUGUCCGCCUCCCGGAGACCGUACAUACGGCUGUGCGAUACACCAGCAUUGAAUUGGUUGGAGAGAUGAGUGAAGUCGUUGAUCGAAAUCCUCAGUUCCUUGACCCUGUGUUGGGCUAUUUGAUGAAAGGCCUGUGUGAAAAGCCCCUGGCUUCUGCUGCAGCCAAAGCCAUUCAUAACAUUUGCUCUGUCUGCCGAGAUCACAUGGCUCAGCACUUUAAUGGACUCCUGGAGAUUGCCCGCUCCCUCGAUUCCUUCCUGUUGUCUCCAGAAGCUGCUGUGGGCUUGCUAAAAGGGACAGCACUUGUCCUAGCCCGAUUACCUUUGGAUAAGAUUACCGAAUGUCUUAGUGAACUAUGUUCUGUUCAGGUUAUGGCAUUGAAAAAGCUGUUGUCUCAAGAGCCCAGCAAUGGCAUAUCCUCAGAUCCCACAGUGUUCUUAGAUCGCCUUGCAGUGAUAUUUAGGCAUACCAAUCCCAUUGUGGAAAAUGGACAGACUCAUCCGUGUCAGAAAGUCAUACAGGAAAUAUGGCCAGUUUUAUCCGAGACUCUAAAUAAGCACCGAGCUGAUAAUCGGAUUGUAGAGCGUUGUUGCAGGUGCCUGCGCUUUGCUGUUCGCUGUGUAGGCAAAGGAUCUGCAGCACUGCUGCAGCCACUAGUCACACAGAUGGUGAAUGUGUACCACGUACAUCAGCAUUCCUGCUUCCUGUACCUUGGCAGUAUCCUUGUGGAUGAAUAUGGCAUGGAAGAAGGCUGUCGGCAGGGACUGCUAGACAUGCUCCAGGCACUGUGCAUCCCCACCUUUCAGCUCCUAGAACAGCAGAAUGGUCUCCAGAAUCACCCUGACACUGUAGAUGACCUGUUCCGGCUAGCCACCAGGUUUAUUCAGCGUAGCCCUGUCACCUUGCUGCGGAGCCAAGUGGUCAUCCCUAUCUUACAGUGGGCCAUUGCCUCUACUACCCUGGACCACCGGGAUGCCAAUUGUAGUGUCAUGAGGUUUCUACGAGACCUCAUUCAUACAGGGGUAGCCAAUGAUCAUGAAGAAGACUUUGAAUUACGGAAAGAACUGAUUGGACAGGUGAUGAACCAGCUUGGACAGCAGCUUGUCAGCCAGCUGCUGCACACCUGCUGCUUUUGCCUCCCCCCCUAUACCCUACCAGAUGUGGCUGAAGUGCUCUGGGAGAUCAUGCAGGUUGACAGACCGACUUUUUGUCGAUGGUUAGAAAAUUCCUUAAAAGGUUUGCCAAAGGAAACAACCGUGGGAGCCGUCACAGUGACACACAAACAACUUACAGACUUCCACAAGCAAGUCACUAGUGCUGAGGAAUGUAAACAAGUUUGCUGGGCCUUGCGAGACUUCACCAGGUUGUUUCGAUAGCUCACACUCCUGCACUGUGCCUGUCACCCAGGAAUGUCUUUUUUAAUUAGAAGACAGGAAGAAAACAAAAACCAGACUGUGUCCCACAAUCAGAAACCUCCGUUGUGGCAGAGGGGCCUUCACCGCCACCAGGGUGUCCCGCCAGACAGGGAGAGACUCCAGCCUUCUGAGGCCAUCCUGAGGAGUUCCUGUUUGGGGGUGUGAGGGAAAAUCAGCGCGGAUUUUAAAAAGAUGGCUGUGGCCUGCCCGGCGUGGUGGGAGGGGAGCUGGUUUCCUGGUGAACUUUCUAAAAGGAAAAAUAAUUUUAAGUAAAGAAAAAAGAAAAAAAAGGAAGACUAAACAGAAACCAGAACUGAAACAUUCACCUGGUAGCAAAUGACACAUGCACGCACACACACAUACACGCACAAGCGCCAGUGCGCACGUGUACACAGAAAAACAAAAGGACAAGCUUUCUGUGAAACAAAAUAUUUACUUAGGGAUAAUGUGGGGAUUCACAUGAAUUAAAUAGCUGCAAUUGGAAGAAGAGGGUCAGGGUCAUUUGUUCAGGUUUUCUAUUGUUUUGUCCUCUCUUUCCUCUCCUACCCUUCCUUCUCUUUCUCUCUCCCCUCCUUUUAAAUGCAAAUGAGUAGAAAUUUCUUCUACCUUCCCCAGCUGUUUCUUCCCACCUUUAGAGUUGUUUAGACAAGGAGGAGUAAGCAAGGAACUUGUUCUGCUUUCUAUCGUGGUCACAUUGGUGAUGCUCGGGACCUGCCAGGGUCAGAAUUUAUGGAUAUCUGAACCCUGACCCCGUUCAUUCUCUCAGUCCACUUCCAAUCCACAUCAGUUUGUUGUCUGCCUUGGAGAGAAGAGCCAAAACUGGGGUGGGCGGGUGGGUGGGGAGUGCAGGAUAUAAAUGUGUAAGUUUUUGUUUUUUAAGGUUUUUUUCUUAGUGAAUUAUUCACCCACAGACAUGAGAGAAAAAAAGAGGGAGGGUGUGUGGAGAAAAAAUGUUUACAGGGCUAACAAGGGAUGAUGUGUCAUUUAGUAUGUUACUAAAAAGUGUGGAAAUGACUUGAUUUUAAGGGGAGGGUGAGGCCGAAGAGGGAAGCCCAAAGCAGAUCUUAAUGUUUCAAAGGAGUGCAGCCCUUCACAGCCAUCAGAUAUGAGGGCACUGUUCUGUCUGGUGUUGUAGCCAUCUCAAGAACAAAUCAACAGCAACAAAAGAGAAAGAAUAAAUUUUUAAAAUUUAA
Molecule: messenger RNA, 10167 nt
Organism: Homo sapiens (human)
Lineage: Eukaryota; Metazoa; Chordata; Mammalia; Primates; Hominidae
Gene: TNPO3
Product: transportin 3
Exons: 23
Coding region: 6362-8935 (857 amino acids)
Biological process (GO): nuclear export; protein import into nucleus
Cellular component (GO): cytoplasm; nuclear envelope
Source: RefSeq, a predicted model, not a curated record